Messenger RNA from Fusarium poae, 1761 nucleotides. RefSeq lists its product as uncharacterized. Lineage: Eukaryota; Fungi; Ascomycota; Sordariomycetes; Hypocreales; Nectriaceae. Gene Ontology annotation, cellular component: nucleus. Gene Ontology annotation, biological process: regulation of transcription by RNA polymerase II. The transcript is spliced from 3 exons. The coding region runs from base 1 to 1761 and encodes 586 amino acids. The record is from RefSeq and is a predicted model, not a curated record. Gene Ontology annotation, molecular function: DNA-binding transcription factor activity, RNA polymerase II-specific; RNA polymerase II cis-regulatory region sequence-specific DNA binding.
AUGGGUCCUCUAGUUCAGGGACCAUCGUCUCCAACGAAGGACAUCAGGGGCGACGCGAACGACCCUGAGACGGGCGAAGCUCCUACAGCCGUAUCUUCGCCAACCGUCGAUCACCAACGACGCUUAUCGUCCCAGGACUCAUUCAAACCCUCUGGAGAGAACACGCGUGGAGGUGUGGACGGAUCUGUUAAGGAUUUAGAUUGGGCCCCCCAUGAUGCUCUGAUACAGCCCAACGGACAAGCUCAAGCAUUAAAUCAACCUAAUACUGGCCACCGACUUGAUACCAAUUUACCUGCACAAGGCUUCAGCGACGCUCAGCCGGGUUUCGACAACUCGAUACCACGUUCGGCGCCAUUUAGUCUCGAUGGAACAUGUCAUGAAGAAUAUAUGCCCCAGUCCAUUGGCGAUGCACACGAUGGAACUCUCAAUGGAACCAGUGCAGACUACUACAGUCCAGCCGUGCCUUCCGAGGCCUUUGGCAUGUUCACAACUGAGGAACCUCGCCCUCAACCCCAACGCUCGUGGUCGCGUGGAAGUUCAUUGAAACAUAAUCUGAAGCAGAUGUUCAGUCGAAAGAGCACGCGUGACCAAUCCUUCAGUUCACCGACGUCGUUGUCCCUUGCUGAAAGUCCUGAAAACACAAGACCUGCUCCUCACACUACGCAGGACGUGCCUCUUCAGCGGAUCACCACAGCUGGAGACCCGACUGAAUCUCCCACCGACAUCAUUGCGCCCGCUAUCGACUCAUUACCAGUACCUCAUCCUGCGCAGGCCCUGGGUUCGCCUAUUGUCUUACCAUCCACCCUUCCCAAAGACGCCGUGUCAAGUUCUCCAGAUUAUUCACCAACCACGUUCAACUUCAACGCAUCUCAGUCCCCUCCUAGCCACCCCGCUCCCGGUACUGUGAACCCAAUGGAUAUGAUGCCUGCUUCAACGGAAAGCGAAUUAUGGCACAGAACAAACUAUCAACUAUACGUAGCGCAAUCCUCGCCACAGCAACUACACCCAUCAAUGGAUCCUGGGAGAAACGAGGGACCUGUCGAUUCACCCUCGCCAUUAACACUCGGUCCUAAUACUCCCCAGCCUCAGCCUCAACUUCUGCCCGUUAUCCAGUCACCUACGCCCACACAGAGCGAAACUACAUUUAAGAAGGAAGAGCCCGACGAGAGCCAGGAUAUCUCCAUGUCUGAUAUUCCAUCGAAUGACCACUUGAGUCCCUUGCCUGGUAGCAACGUCAGACACCAGAGCUACCCCUCAGAUGCAUCAACUCCCCAGCCGGGACCUGCAUCCACUAACCCUUCAUCACUAAACACUCCUGCAACUCAGCUUGAUACACCUUCUCCUCAUUCUGGUGCAUCCUCCGACCAUCGUCCGAGCGUAUCGCCGGGUAACGGUGCCAGCAAUAUGUCGCCCAAGAAUGGCGUGUACGCGUGUGACGAACCUGGCUGUCACCAGGUCUUUGACCAGGCACACAAGCUCAAACACCAUCAACGCUACCAUACAAAGGACCACAAAUGUCCUUACCCAAACUGUGGCAAAGGUUUUGGAACCAAAACUCAUCUCCAGCGUCAUGUCAAUGAUCGACAUGAGAGGAAGAAGAAGUUCCACUGCGCAGUCCCAGGCUGCGACUAUUCACGACAGGGUGGGAAGGGAUUCCCCCGCAAGGAUAAUUGGAAGCGACAUAUGACGAAAAUUCACAACAUGGACCAAAGAUAUCUUCCAGACCCCGUGGAAGUUGAUCAAGACAUGGGAGGCAUAUAA